AUGGGAAACAGUGGAGAGGAGGGGAAGUUGCAUCGGAGGUUGUCUCGUCUGGGGAGCAGGACACAAAUGAGGGAGCCCCCCAGACCCCCUCCUCAAUCAGACAAACCCCAAGCGGCAGCGCCUCCUCCAACGCCUCCUGAUCCUGCUCCUAAACCUGAAGCUCCCCCUAAAGCCCCAGAGCUACCUCCUAAACCCCAGGUUGUCAAUCCAAAGCCUCCAGAGGUCAGCCCAAAGCCCAGCAUCCCUCCAAAACCUCAAAUUCAAGAGUUCUGCAGUGAGGAGCACGGGUGUGCAAUCCUCCAGGGGUUGGAUCACUUUCGCCAUGAUGAGACACUUUGUGAUGUCACUCUGGUGCCUGGAGACAGCAACGAAACAUUCCCAGUUCACAGGGUCAUCAUGGCCUCUUCCAGUGAUUACUUCAAGGCCAUGUUUACAGGAGGAAUGAGGGAACAGGAGUUGAAGGAGAUUAAACUGCAUGGAGUGAGCAGCACAGGUCUAAGGAACAUCAUUCAGUUCAUCUACACGUCUCGUCUCAAGCUGAGCCUGGACACACUGCAGGACACACUGGAGGCGGCGAGUUUCCUGCAAGUCAUGCCUGUCCUCAGCUUCUGCAACCAGCUGCUGAGCAGUGAGAUCACAAUCGAUAACUGCGUGGAGGUAGAGCGCAUCGCGAACGACCUGCUUCUGGAAGAUGUGCAAAACCACAUCCACGACUUUGUGUGUGAAAACUUCAAAGUGCUGGUCCACAGCGGCCGCUUCCUACAGCUGUCUGAGUCCAGCAUGGUCCACACCCUGUCCAGUGAUUCCCUCAAGGGGUUCUCUGAGAUGGAGCUCUACAGAGCCGCCCGAGCCUGGCUUUCCCAUGACCCGGCCGGUCGACGGCCGGCCGCCUACUCGCUGAUGCGACACAUCCGCUUCCCCCUCAUGACUCCCUCCGAGCUCCUCCAGAUAUCCCAGGAGGACCAGGAGGACGGAGCGAACAAAGGAGAGGGUGGGGAGCACUUCAUGCGCACGGACACCGGCUGCGUCAACCUGCUCCUGGAGGCCAGCAACUACCAGAUGAUGCCGUUUCUCCAGCCGGCGCUGCAGACGGAACGGACGCGCAUUCGCUCCAGUUCCACCCACCUUCUGGCUUUGGGUGGAGUGAUGAGGCAGCAGUUGGUGGUGAGCAGGGAGCUAAGGCUUUACGACGAAGAGGGUGGAGGUACCUGGAGGGCCCUACAACCUAUGGAAGUGCCGCGAUACCAGCAUGGAGUGGCGCUGCUCGGUGGGUUUCUGUUUAUCGUGGGUGGUCAGAGCACAUACGACACCAAGGGCAAAACAGCCGUGGACAGCGCGUACCGGUACGACCCGAGGUUCGACCGCUGGCUCCAGAUCGCCUCCCUGAACGAGAAGAGAACGUUCUUCCAUUUGAGCGCGCUGAAGGACAAGCUCUACGCCGUCGGAGGCAGAAACGCCACGGGCGAGAUUGAUUCUGUGGAAUGUUACAACUUGCACAAAAAUGAGUGGACUUUUGUCUGCCCCAUGAGUGAACCUCACUAUGGUCAUGCUGGCACAGUACACGGUGACCUGAUGUAUGUUUCAGGCGGGAUAACCAGAGACGCUUUCCAGAAAGAGCUCUCGUGUUAUAACCCGAUCACAGAUUCGUGGAGUCGUCGAGCGGACAUGACAGAGCUGCGUGGGCUUCACUGCAUGUGCACCAUUGGCGACCGUCUCUACGUGAUGGGAGGAAACCACUUCCGUGGCACGAGUGACUACGAUGAUGUACUGGGCUGUGAGUAUUACAGUCCUGCCACAGACCAGUGGACCGUGGUGAGCCCCAUGCCCCGCGGGCAGAGUGACGUGGGCGUGGCCGUGUUUAAGGGACGGAUUUACGUGGUGGGGGGGUACUCCUGGAACAGCCGCUGCAUGGUGGACAUUGUUCAGUGUUAUGACCCCGAGAGAGACGAAUGGGAAAAGGUUUUCACUGUGCUGGAGCCCCUGGGGGGCAUACGCGCCUGUACGAUGACCGUCCAUUUUCCAGAAGGUUCUGUGGACGGGGCUCAAAUGCAGGAUUGUCCUCUCCCUACCGCCAAUAACUGA
Molecule: messenger RNA, 2082 nt
Organism: Chanos chanos (milkfish)
Lineage: Eukaryota; Metazoa; Chordata; Actinopteri; Gonorynchiformes; Chanidae
Product: kelch-like protein 9
Exons: 7
Coding region: 1-2082 (693 amino acids)
Biological process (GO): protein ubiquitination; regulation of cytokinesis
Cellular component (GO): Cul3-RING ubiquitin ligase complex
Molecular function (GO): ubiquitin-protein transferase activity; cullin family protein binding
Source: RefSeq, a predicted model, not a curated record